AUGAGGCCACUCGUCACAAUCGUCGUGGGCAGAGAGCCACACCAGCAGCGCUUCUCCAUACCUGAAGGAAUCAUCUGCGCACGUUCUGAGUUCUUUAAACGUGCUCUAAACGGAAACUGGGCGGAGAGCGAAGGACGCAUUGUCAGAUUCCCAGAGGACAAUCCGGAGAUCUUCGGCAUCUACAUGAAUCUAGUGUACACCGGUCUUGUUCUCACGGACACUCUUGAAAGUCCAAAGACCGUUACUACCAUCUGCGACGAAUUCGACGUGCUCGGCAAUCUUUACGUGCUUUGUGAGAAGCUGCAAGACAGGGCAGCAAAAAACUCCGCCGUCGAAAGUCUGCUCGAGGUUUCCAUGGGAAAAUACGAGAACAAGUAUACCUGUCCACGAACCGAUACCAUCGUGCUCGUAUACCGGGGAACAUGCGCGGGCAGUCUCGGUCGUCGCCUUAUGGUGGAUCUGUGGCGCAAGAUCUCUGUGGACUUUUUGAUCAAGUGUAGUGAUGAACUGCCCAAAGAGUUCCUUGCUGACCUUGCCAUCUCCAUGAAAACUCAACUGGAGGGGCACAAAAUCAAGGGCACCUGGCCUCUGAACAAGAACACAUGUAUGGAAAAGGAGGCCUGA
Molecule: messenger RNA, 624 nt
Organism: Alternaria incomplexa
Lineage: Eukaryota; Fungi; Ascomycota; Dothideomycetes; Pleosporales; Pleosporaceae
Exons: 2
Coding region: 1-624 (207 amino acids)
Molecular function (GO): protein binding
Source: RefSeq, a predicted model, not a curated record